UUGUGAACAACCAGUCUUUAACUGGCCGGUCCAAAACCACCGGUUCAGUGCACGAACUCCAGAGCGGAGCAUACUGAUUACGGAGGAGAAAGCGGUCGUCGCUGCUUUCAGUGACCAAAUUUGAUUCUUCCUUUUUUCCAUUCGCAUUUUUGAGACUUUCUCGCAAUCCUCUCCGGCUCUUCAGUUUGGGGAGUCGUGGAGGAGGAAUUGAGGAUCAGAACCCAGAAUAGCAAAUGGAUCAGAAUCUUCUGCAAGAUGCCAAAGAGCAUCCCAGAGACAACUAUAUGCUCCUCAAAGAUGUGGAAGACAAUCGGUUGGGAAUCUUUGACAGACCUCUUCCUUGCUUUGGUUGUGGAAUAGGAUGGUUUUCUCUGCUGCUUGGUUUUGUAUUCCCAUUCAUGUGGUAUUAUGCAACAAUUCUUUACUUUGGGAAUUACUACCACAAAGAUCCAAGGGAGCGAGCAGGGCUUGCUGCCAAUGCGAUAGCUGCUCUGAUAUUUACUGUAGCAGUGCUAGUUGCAGUUGCCGUUGUUCUACUUUAGUCGUCAUCUGCAAUGCUCUAGUAUAUUAGCUGAUAUCCACAAUCAGAGAACUUAGAGAUGACUCUCCUAUGGAGAAAGUAGCUUCACCUGAGCACACAUACAGAAAGGUGAUGUCUACUGGAACAGUGCAGACCACAUGGAAAAUGAGAGAAAAAGAGGCCAUUACACAGGCUAUGAAUAUGUAAAUAUAUGUUGUACUAGUAUCCAUUUGUUGUGCUGUCUAUUACAUGAGAAUAUGGCUUAGUCCUGUAAUAUGUUGGUCAUCGAUCAAUCUUCUGCUAGAGGAACCAAAAAAAAAAUGUUUUCAGUUGCUCCUUGAAAUAUAAUGUGUACUAAUUUUCACUA
This is a messenger RNA of Nicotiana tabacum (common tobacco), 887 nucleotides long. Its product is annotated as large ribosomal subunit protein eL20z-like. The record is from RefSeq and is a predicted model, not a curated record. Lineage: Eukaryota; Viridiplantae; Streptophyta; Magnoliopsida; Solanales; Solanaceae.